This is a messenger RNA of Oldenlandia corymbosa var. corymbosa, 1311 nucleotides long. Lineage: Eukaryota; Viridiplantae; Streptophyta; Magnoliopsida; Gentianales; Rubiaceae. The record is from the annotation of a GenBank genome assembly.
AAUAUUGAAUAUAAAUCUGUUUUACUAAGACACAACAAAGAUUUUUGUCUAGUCUCAAUAACCGAGGUUUGCUCUCUCUCUUUGUACAGAAUUUUUUUUUUCUCUAUGAUCAUAUAUUUGUUCAGAUGAGUUAUUGAGAUUCAGACCAUUCAGGAGGAAGAAAACAUUUAGCCCCAAAAAAAAUUUUUAAAAGUUUUUUUUAAAAAAAAAAGAAAAGAGGGGAAAAGAAACAUGGCAUUCACAGGAACUUUGGAUAAAUGCAAGGCUUGCGACAAGACUGUGUAUUUUGUGGAUUUGUUGACUACUGAUGGAGCUAUUUUUCAUAAAUCCUGCUUCAAAUGCAGCCAUUGCAAAGGCACUCUUGUGAUGAGUAACUACUCGUCGAUGGACGGGGUCCUUUACUGCAAGCCUCAUUUUGAACAACUUUUCAAGGAAUCUGGAAAUUUUAGCAAAAAUUUUCAAACUGGAAAACCCGAGAGGGAAAAUUCACUGACGAGGGCACCAAGCAAACUCUCUGCAUUGUUCUCUGGAACUCAGGACAAAUGUGCUGCUUGUAGCAAAACCGUCUAUCCAUUAGAAAAGAUGACAAUGGAAGGAGAAUCAUACCACAAGUCAUGCUUCAAGUGCGCUCAUGGAGGCUGCCCACUUACACAUUCUUCCUACGCAGCCCUUGAUGGCGUUUUGUACUGCAAGCACCAUUUUGCUCAGCUUUUCAUGGAGAAAGGCAACUACCAGCACGUACUCAAGGCCGCCACCCAUAGGAAAAGCGCGGUCGCCCCCGUUGAUCCCGAGCCAGAAGAAUCAGCAGCUAGUAAGGAUGCAGAGGAGAUUGCUGGUGAUCAGGCCGCGGCCGAAUCACCAGCAGAAGAAGAAGAAGAUGGUCCACACACACAAGAGCAGUCCUAGAAAAAUAUAACCACCAAAAAUAAUUCUUCUUCAUCAUAUAUUGAUCAUUAUACAUACCCUCUCUUCUGGUCUUCUACAUAUUUUUUUUUCCGUUCCGGGAUUUCUCCUCCAUUUAUCUCGAUAGUUUUCUUAUUCUUGAAAUUGAGGUGAAAUUUUUUUUCUAUGUUUUUUUUUUCUUUUUCAUGACGUGUUCAGCAAUGUAUCAAUUAAGGAAGUUUGAUGUAAUUUUUUCUUCUUUUUUUUUUCGAUUUUCUUUGUACAAGCGACUAUCAUAUGUUACCUACUAGGGUUUAAUUGGAGCAAAUAAUUCUUUUUGAUCAUGUAUAGACGCCCUUUUCUCUGAAUACAUUUUUUUUUACUAAAAGCAUGUAUGUACAUAUAUUGCACAUAUUUGAAGUUUUGAAC